Molecule: messenger RNA, 1089 nt
Organism: Cladocopium goreaui
Lineage: Eukaryota; Dinophyceae; Suessiales; Symbiodiniaceae
Source: the annotation of a GenBank genome assembly
AUGACUCCGGAGGAGGAGGAAAGAUGGAUUGCAUCCAUCAAGGCGGAGAAUGACGAGACAGCGCUAGAGAAGCUAAAACGGUUUCAGCGACCGAAAACUCAAGCAUUCUUUCAGGCGCCUUCGGGACAUCGCCUGCAUUUGCGGAUCCUACUACCAAGCGAUGAUUUGGAAGCACGGCAAGUGAAGGCGGUCAUCGUCCACUGCCACGGCAUGAACAGCCACGUGAACGGAGGGCAUUGGGCAGGUGAGUUCCUGCCUCGAUUGGCGAGAGAAGGCUUCGCAGUCUUUGGGGUAGACAUCAUGGGCCAUGGCUACAGCGAGGGCACCCGUGCCUUGAUACAGGACUGGCACCAUGUCUUUGCAGACUUGGAAGCUUUGACAGAGGCAAUUUUUGAUGUCGGUGACGAGCCAGUUCGCGCAGAGGUUUUCAAUGCGAAUAUGGCUCCAGAGAUUCUUGGACGACUCAGACAACGACCCCUCUUUAUUCAUGGUGCAAGCAUGGGUGGCAUGAUUUGCUUCCACCUUGGGAUGAGACUGCAGCGGCAUCCACGCCUGCAGAAGAUUUUCAAAGGUGCAACACUGGGCUGCCCGGCCUUGCAGGUGCCAAUGCCACCAGAGGCGGUGGUCUGCUUUCUCAACGCUUUUGUCGUUCCCUGUUUUUCACAUUCAGGGAUGCCUUCCAUUCUGAGCUCCAGCAGCAAAAUCAACUACGGCCACUCUUACGUCCUUAGCGAUCCGAAGCAGAAGAUGUAUGCUGAGAUGGAAAUGCGAGACGACCCGUUACGUUUUCCAGACGUAGGACUUGGCUGGACUCGAAAUACCCGGUGGGGAACUGCUGGAGCGUUCGCCAAAGUUUUCUCAAGCAUGGACAAGGAUAUGACGAAUGCAAAGUUCCCAUUCCUGAUUAUCCACGACCCGCAGGAUAAGAUUACCUUUUUCGAAGGCUCUGAAAAGUUGAUGGAACGCAGCCCAAGCAAUGACAAAGAAUUGCGCCGCUUCGACACAGGCGGUUUUCAUUGCAUUUGCUUCAUUGACCUAGAGGGAUAUGUUGGUGUCCAGUCAUCCUGGAUGAACCAGCGCUUGGCUUGA